Sipha flava (yellow sugarcane aphid) is the source of this 993-nucleotide messenger RNA. RefSeq names its product craniofacial development protein 2-like. Lineage: Eukaryota; Metazoa; Arthropoda; Insecta; Hemiptera; Aphididae. Gene Ontology annotation, molecular function: catalytic activity. The record is from RefSeq and is a predicted model, not a curated record. Bases 1 to 993 code for a protein of 330 amino acids. The transcript has a single exon.
AUGUACGCAGCAGGAGCAAUGACGACAGUAAUAUCCGCAUUACAGAGAUAUCUGUGCGGAAUAGUAGCCAUACAAGAGAUCAGAUGGACGAAUGUAGGAAAUAUCAAACUUCGUGAUGCGACCAUUCUCUAUAGUUGUGGCCAAAGCCAUGAAUAUGGUGUUGGGUUUAUAGUAAACAACAGUAUAUUACCAUUCGUUAAAAACUUUAUACCACAUAACGAAAGAAUUUGUACAAUACAGUUGGAAUGUAAAUGGGGAUACAUCGCAGUAAUAAACUGUCAUGCCCCAACCGAGAAUAAAGAGGAUCAAUCUAAGGAAGAGUUCUACAAUCAACUAGAAAUAGUUUAUGAUAGUAUUCCUCAUAGGACCAGAAAGAUUACAAUAGGAGACCUUAACGCAAAAAUCGGUAAAGAACAAAUUUUCAAACCUACAAUUGGGAAUCACAGCUUACAUGAAAUAUCCAACGAUAAUGGAAACAAACUUAUCUCAUUUGCAAUGUCUAAAAAUAUGACUAUCAGUAGCUCGCAUUUCCCCCACAAAGAAAUACAUAAACAAACAUGGAUAUCACCUGAUGGGCAUACAAAAAACCAGAUAGACCAUGUCGUGGUCGACGAACAACUCAAACAUAGCAUACAAGAUGUAAGAAGCUACAGGGGGAGGAUGAGUGGCCACUCAGACCAUUUCCUAGUCAAGGUAAAACUACAUAUAAAACUACCCAUCAAAUGGAAUCAAAAAAGAAAAACUUCCCGAAAGUUCGAAUUAGACAAAUUAAAAGAGGAACAGAUAGCUAAUGAAUACAGAAAAGGACUAAAAGAAAAAAAGGUUAACAACUUAAACCUAAACUAUCAAGAACAUUGGACACAAUUAAGUAAAACGAUAAAAGGGGUAACAGAAGAAAAAAUUGGUAUAGUGAACAACAAAAGACCAAACAAUGGUUCAAUGAAAACUGUGAAAAAACAAUACAAGAAAGAGAUAAGGCAAAAUCGUUGGUGA